Molecule: messenger RNA, 5537 nt
Organism: Setaria italica (foxtail millet)
Lineage: Eukaryota; Viridiplantae; Streptophyta; Magnoliopsida; Poales; Poaceae
Product: putative 1-phosphatidylinositol-3-phosphate 5-kinase FAB1C
Exons: 11
Coding region: 403-5235 (1610 amino acids)
Biological process (GO): phosphatidylinositol phosphate biosynthetic process
Cellular component (GO): endosome membrane
Molecular function (GO): ATP binding; 1-phosphatidylinositol-3-phosphate 5-kinase activity
Source: RefSeq, a predicted model, not a curated record
AUAUCUACCUCCAUUCCCGCACCAGCAAAAAGCUUCCUCCUCGCCCCAUGGGCACCGCUCCCUUCUUCCCCUCCGCCUCCCCCCACCGCAAGCCCUCCGCCGCCGCCGCCGCCGCCUCCAGCCUUGUUUUGCUGCUGCUGGAUUGGAGAGUUCUUAGUCAUGCUGCCUUCUCGCGCGCCACGUGCUCGACGGAAUUCCUCGGCUGUGCAGGAGUCAAGAAACGCUAGGAUUAGGCGCCUCCCGGGGUCCCUUUUAGUUCCCCUCUAACGAAUCGUAGGCUUCCUGUUUGGUGUGACUGUGUCCCGUCUGAUUCGUGGGUGUCCUGGUGCAGAGUCUCCGUAGAAAUCAAGAGCUGCCCAUUCUGGGUUUCCAGUAGCCUUUUUUAGCGGUUCUGGUGCUUUUAUGGGAGUGCCCGUCGCGCACAAGUCCGAUUCUUGGAGUGCUGAGCUCGCGAUGGCGGACUGCGGCGGCCUCGGCGUCCGGCCUAUUAACGGAGGCCGAGGGGGUGCCGUGGAGCAGCGUGAAUCCGGCGAGAAUGGGCCUCCGGUGUCCCCACCGGAGCGGGUCUUUACGCCGCCGGUGCCGAGGAUGGCUGCGUGGCGGCGCAUGUCGUCGCCUGGUCCUCUACGGUGCUCGACGCCGAGGAGCGUUGGGUACGAUGAUGGUGAGGACUCGGACCGGUAUUUCUCCCCGCAGAGUGAGUUUUCUCAAGACACUUCUGACACGGAUUCAGUGAGCACAAGUAUCAGUAGGAUGUACACCUUUCGGUUGGGGACAUCAAGCCCAUUAGAUAGUCCUAUCAAAAAACUGGGAGUAGGAGACACGAGUCCUCCUUCCAGGAGGGGUGCCCAUUCUCCUUGUUAUCCUUGGAAUUCUGGCCGGGUAUCAGAUGAUGUCGAUUCUAGCUUUUUGAAUUCACUCCCUCGUGAUGAUGAGCAGAAUAAGGAUGCUGUACAGCCAGUUGAUUUUGAGAGUAGACACAUCUGGUAUCCUCCACCACCUCAGGAUGAGGGCGAUGACCUUGAAAAUGGGUUUUUGAAAUAUGAUGAUGAUGAUGAUGAUGAUGACAAUGAUGUUUGUGACGGGAAGGUCUUUGAAGAUGUUAACCAUGAUUGUGGUGAUGGUUCUGAUGAUGAUUUAUUAGGGACCAAGGGAAAACAUAAUAUAGCUCAUAAAGAGUCCUUGAGGAAUGCUUUACAUGGCCAUUUCAGGGCUCUCGUGUCCCAGUUGCUCCAAGGACAUGGAAUUGAUCCUGUGGAUGGCUGGUCAGACAUAGUGGCCUCAUUAGCAUGGCAGGCAGCAACCUUUGUUAGGCCAGACACAAGCAAAGGUGGUAGCAUGGAUCCCACAGAUUAUGUUAAAGUCAAAUGUGUAGCAUCAGGAAAUCCAAAUGAUAGUGCUUUCAUUAAAGGUGUUGUUUGCUCCAAGAAUGUAAAACAUAAACGCAUGGUGUCAAAACAUGAGAACCCUAGGUUGCUUCUUUUGGGAGGAGCACUGGAACACCAGAAAGUUGCAAACAAACUAGCAUCGAUAAACAGCAUUCUUGAACAGGAAAAAGAGUACCUUAAGAAUGCUGUUGCUAAGAUAGAAGCCCAACACCCUCAUGUCUUGCUAGUGGAGAAAAGUAUACCGUUGGAUGCUCAACAGCUUCUUUCAAAAGAUAUUUCUUUAGUUUUGAAUGUCAAGAGAUCACUCUUGGAAAGAAUAUCACGCUGCACAGGUGCUCAAAUUGCAUCAUCCGUUGAGAAUGUCACUUCUACAAUGGUCGGACAUUGCCAAACAUUUUGGAUUGAGAGAGUCACAGAAUGUUCAUCACCAAGGAUGUCAAACAAAAAAACAUUCAAGACACUAAUGUUUUUUGAUGGUUGCCCAAGACGCUUGGGGUGCACGAUUCUUCUAAGAGGCAAAUUCUACGAAGAGUUAAAGAAGGUCAAACUUGCUGUCCAGUUUGCUUUAUUUGCAGCGUACCACUUGUCACUUGAAACAUCAUAUCUUGCUGAUGAGGGUGCAACACUUCCAAAAGUCCCUUCAGAUCUUCAACUUGAGAAGCAGAUUUUUUCCCUAAGUAAUUGUCAGCAGAAUUUUAAUGACUUACAAACUAUUGCUGAUAGAACUUCUGGAAAUGGGUGCAUCAUGCCUUGCCUUGAUGGUUCUUCUGCAAGUGAACAGCAUUCAAGAGCUGACUUAAUUAAUGCGGAAUAUGUAGAAUCCCAUCCAAGAGCUGACUCAAGUCAGGAAGCUUAUACUGGUGAAACCAUUGACACGUACCCUUAUUCCACAAAAGCUUCAUUGUAUGACAGCUGCAUACCACCUGUAGGCAUAACAGUUCAGACAUGUGCCAGAAAAAGGACGCCAGCAGAUCAUAACGGUCACAUAGGUGAACUGGUUGGUCAAAUGUUAAAGGUUGAAAGUGACUUGGAUAAUGGUUGGAAUCAUAUAUCAGAUGAAGAUCGUGUAGCAAUACGUGAUCAUAAUGAGAAUCACAACUUCACAACAUCUGACAAUCCACAGAGCAUUUUGGUUUCCUUGUCAGUUGCUUGCCCUCUGAGAGGGAUUGUAUGCAAGCAAUCUCAGCUCUUUCGCAUAAAGUUUUAUGGUACUUUUGAUAAGCCACUUGGAAGAUAUUUUCGUGAAGAUUUAUUUGUUCAGACUUCAUGCUGCGAAUCUUGCAAGGAGCCUGCGGAAUCACAUGUGCGAUGUUAUACUCAUCAACAAGGCAGUCUCACAAUCAGUGUCAGAACUCUUGCAUCUGUCAAGUUACCUGGGGAGCAUGAUGGGAAGGUAUGGAUGUGGCAUAGGUGUCUCAGGUGCAAACCAAAAGAUGGAAUCCCUCCGGCCACGCAAAGGGUAAUCAUGUCGGAUGCAGCACGUGGAUUAUCUUUUGGGAAGUUUCUGGAACUUAGCUUCUCAAAUCACACGACGGCAAAUCGAAUUGCCUCCUGUGGACACUCCCUGCAGAGGGACUGUCUUCGAUUUUAUGGGCUCGGAAGCAUGGUUGCUGUCUUCCACUAUUCACCAGUGGACAUUCUUUCUGUCAACUUACCGCCCUCAGUACUGGACUUUUCUUAUCCAACAGCUCAAGAUUGGAUCAUCAAAGAGGCUGCUGAUGUAGCCUCUAGGAAGGAGCACCUUUAUAAGGAAAUUGUGGCUAAACUCGACUGCAUUGAACAGAUAAUUAAAGCCCAGAAUGUUACCAUGAAGUCAGGCUUGUAUAAACAUGUUGCCGAUCUUAAGGAGUUAGUUAAAGUUGAGUGGAAGAAGUACGAUGUUUUGUCGGGAUUUUCCAACAUAGAUAACUUGCAGACAUUUGGACCAACUUUAGAUGUUCUAGAUCUCAAUCAUCUGAGGCGAGAGCUUGCACUUGAUAUUCACAUAUGGGACCGCAGACUGUACAUGAUGCAUUCCCUCACUAAAGAAAACUGUCAUACUGUGCCAACUGAGACACAAUGUUCUGAGAAGCUUACUGAAAGUGUAUUAGAAGAGCCCAAGGAUGUGAUCUCCAGUAAACAUGGGACUAUCAAUAAUUCUCUAGAACAGACACACCCAAAUGCAUUGGAACUGCCCACAGAUUCAGCAAAACCAUUCCCCAUGAGGGAACAAAACAACACUAGCGGGUCACAUUUGGGACUGAAAACAAACACUGCAGCUGAUGUAUCUCUGCAUUCUGGCUCAGCUGGUAUCAGCUCUGCCCUGGGCCCAUGUAAAAUACAGAGUGAAGUAGUGCUGGCUGAUGAACUUAAAGCUGAAACGAUGUUGCAGAAGUCUCAAUCUUCUGCCUCCAAUAUUUCUGACAGAAUUGACUUAGCAUGGACUGGCUCUGGUCAGUUUGUUAUUGAUCCAUCACAAUGUAGCAUGGAGACAGUUCCAGUCAUACCUGCUGCUCUGAAGGAUGAUCCUGCAUACCAGAAGGUUAUAGCGCCAAUUAGAAUAAAAUCAUUUGAUUCUGCUGUCAGUUCCAGAAAUAGGUUAUCACCUGUUGAUGAUUCAAAUGCUAGCAUAAGAAGAUCUUAUUCUCAAAGGCCCCCAAAGGCUAUUGAGAAAACUGGCAGGGCUCGGUCUCCAACGUUCAUGAGCAACUUGUCACUUUCUGGUGUGGUAGAUGGUGAGGGACGGUUGCUACUGUCUCAAAAUGAUUCAGAUGUUGUCGUUCCAAUUUAUGAUGAUGAGCCAUCUAGCAUGAUAGCCCAUGCCAUGACUGUUCCAGAAUAUCACAGCUUCUUGUUGCCACUGAUGGAUGAGAAUAAUGAAUCUAGCGUAUUGAAUUAUGUGGCACAUAAAUCUUCUAGGAGCACUUUUGAUGGAUCAAUGCGGAGCUAUGGUUCUGAUCAGUCUCAAGCUAUAACUGGAAGUGAUUCUAAGGAUAACCAUUUGACGGUUUCUUUUGAGGAUGAAGACUCAAAUUCUGUUGAUAAAGCAAAAUUUUCUGUGACAUGUUAUUUUGCAAAGCAGUUUGAUGCAAUCAGGAGAAAGUGCUGUCCAGAUGAGUUAGAUUAUAUCCGCUCUUUAAGUCGCUGCAAGAGAUGGAGUGCUCAAGGUGGCAAGAGUAAUGUCUACUUUGCCAAAACACUAGAUGACAGAUUUGUCAUAAAACAAGUGACUCGAACAGAAUUAGAUUCAUUCGAGGAUUAUGCAGUUGAGUACUUCAAAUAUUUAACAGAAUCUGUAUCUUCUGGAAGCCCGACUUGCCUCACUAAAAUCCUUGGUCUUUACCAGAUCACUGCCAAGAAUUUGAGAGAUGGAAAGGAGCUGAAGAUGGAUGUAAUGGUCAUGGAAAACCUAUUUUUCAAGAGGAAGGUAUCAAGAAUAUAUGACCUAAAAGGCUCCUUGCGUUCCCGAUACAAUCCUGAUACAUCAGGGAAAAACAAGGUUCUCUUAGAUCUGAAUCUAUUAGAGACACUUCACACAAAGCCCAUUUUUCUUGGAAGCAAAGCAAAAAGAAGGCUGGAAAGAGCUGUUUGGAAUGAUACGUCUUUUCUGGCUUCGGUGGACGUGAUGGACUACUCUCUUUUAGUCGGCAUUGAUGAAGAAAGGAAAGAGCUUGUGAUGGGGAUCAUUGACUAUCUUCGGCAAUACACUUGGGAUAAACAACUAGAGACUUGGGUGAAGGCGUCAGCUUUCCUGGGUGGCUCCAAAGAUGGUCUGCCAACAAUCAUAUCCCCAGAUCAGUACAAGAAGAGGUUCAGGAAGGCCAUGUCAAAGUACUUCUUGACUCUCCCUGACCAAUGGUCACCGUGAUGCCUCAGAUGCAUUCAGGCGAUUCAAGGGUGAUGGGAGGACACUUUGGUUUCUUUUAUUUUUUUUUCUCUCCCCCUUGUUUCUGUUAGAACAAUCGAUCCAUCUGUGCCUCUUGUAUGUUAUUUUUUGUCCGCAACAGGCAGGAUGAACUCUGUAGAGGAUUGUGGCGAUUGCUGUCCAUCCAGGCAGAGGUUAGGAGUCAAUACAUGUACAUACCCUACAUUGUAACAUGAAAUGCAAAGAAAUGAGAAAAAAAAUACGCGAUAACACAAGUUCUUUAAUAGUGCUACAAUUUGGGCUUU